AUGGACCCCAUCCUUAUUCAUUGACCAUAUUGUUAUUCAUUGAUCUCAUCCUUAUCCAUCGACCAUAUCUUUAAUCAUGGACCAACCAUGACCCCAUCCUUAUCCAUUGACCAUAUCCCUAUUUGCCCAUCCUUAUUCAUUGACCAUAUCCCUAUUCAUGUCCUAUUCUUAUUCAUUGACCACAUCCUUAUUAAUUGACCAUAUCUCUUAUCCAUUGCUAUAUGGAUACCUACGCACCUGGGACAACUCUUAUAUCAUUUAUCCAUUGCAGUCCAACUACCUCUCUUCAAUCCGACCGACCCCCAUAGAUAUAUCAAUCUGUUUCAGCAUAUCCGGCGCCGGUCCGACACCCACCGAGCGCAACGAAUGCUCUCCCUGGCCAGGAGACGUUCGUGGCUGGAACCAUCCUUAUUACUUCAAUUCUCGGUCCCUCCAACCGACGAGAUCCUUCAAUUCUCGGUCCCCUCAGCCGACGAGACCCUCCAACACAACCAUUCAACAUGGUUGUCUUGGAAACACUAUUCCCCUUAUAUCUUUAUCCCUAUAUAUCAGCAGAGCCGCAAUAGAGCCUCAACGCACAGGCCAUCGGCAGAGCCUCAGGCAACCUAACACCACACCAACCACCUAGGGCUUAAGCACAUGUAUCCCGCUAGGAGGACUGUCUGGAGUCGCUUCCAUUUGUUGAAGCAGCACGGGUCAGCUUAGAGAUUAGUAU
This is a messenger RNA of Hypoxylon fragiforme, 715 nucleotides long. RefSeq lists its product as uncharacterized. The transcript has a single exon. The record is from RefSeq and is a predicted model, not a curated record. Lineage: Eukaryota; Fungi; Ascomycota; Sordariomycetes; Xylariales; Hypoxylaceae. The coding region runs from base 158 to 628 and encodes 156 amino acids.